UGCUUGAGGGAAGACUUGGAUGUAUAAAUAGAAGGCAUGAUUGUAAUGGCAGUCAUACUGUGCGCAACCAUUGUGUGUCAUCUACACGUUUUAUCUGGACAGCGCGACUUGCUAUGCAACGUGUCUUGAUUUCUAUACCUUGACCUUUCCAUACAGUUCAAAUAAAUGGAACAGGCCGCUUUUUUAUUGGAUAAGAAAAAUCAACAGUCCAAUCAUAUAGACUCUACAGACAUGAGUGAAUCAAAUAUCAAAAUGACAAGAACAGACGACACAUGUUCCCAGAUUGCUCCUGCAGUUGCCAUGGAAGAAAACCCUAAACAUGUUGAUAUCCAGGCUGAAUCCUUCUACAGACGCUUAUCUCCUAACUUGAAACAAGACAGUGAAUCCUUACCCAAUACUGACUUCGACCAGGGAACAGUUUCUCUUGUUCCAGAUAUUGACAGACCUUGUGAACCAAUUAAAAAAUCAUUUAUAAAUAGAUAUGAGGCUUCAAAUGCUAGCAGAGAUCCUGAGGAUGAUACUCAACCUACAACCGUCAUUCCGUCUAUUAAAAUUAAAAGGCCUGCUGUUAUACAGUAUGCACCUCCAAGCAUGGGCUACCAAAACAGUGAGGUACACGACCAUGUUCAGAAAUCAUUUGAUUCUACAGUGUCUGUUAAUGCACGCGUAACGAAAGCUGUCACUCACUCGGUCCCCGUCCAUUCCAGGCCUGUUAUGUCCGGCUGGGCUAAAGAUAUGCAUUCCGGGAGCAACAAACAUGAUUCACAUACAAACCAUGAAGAGCUUCAAAGUGAUGCUGAAUUAACUUUUGAAACAAAGUAUCAUUGUCAGGAAAGUAAAGAAAUGAAUGUUGCUGUUGAUUUAACAACAACCAGAUCGAAUACGUUCAGGAAAACAAACUUUACAACUGCCAGAAGCAACCUUUGUGAAGAAGCUCUUGAUCUAUCAGUGCCUAGAAAGUCCCCUUCUCCUCCAAGUAGCUCUUAUUCAGAGUCUAGCAUACCUUUGUCGCCAACUUCUUCAUCUACGCCUUUGACACCUAUCAGUAGUACAAGUUUUACUGAAAAAUUUCAAGCGUUAUCCACGGCCGAUGUUGUUUCUGCACCCAACCAGCUUUCACAAGGGUAUGUAGACUUGAAUCGUUUAAAAGAGAUAUAUACACAUAACAUGAAUGCACUGGUGAAAAGCCAAGCCCAUGAUCCAAAUUGGAAUGACAAUAUUCAAAAUCCGAACACUACUAAGAUUUACCCACGCGCUACGAUGAGUAAUGGUGUGAAGGCUGCCCCUGUUACAGUUAAUGUUCAAAAUACAGAAUCGGGGAAAAUGUACCAGUGCCAGCUAUGCAACGUAAUGUUUAAACAUCGUCAUCAUGUAGUCCGACAUAUGCGCUCACACACGGGGGAGAAACCGUUCCAUUGCCAGGAGUGUGGUGCUCGUUUUGCUCGCAAAUGCAUUUUGACCAAUCAUAUGAGAGUGCAUACAGGUGAGAAACCCUUCAUUUGCCGCGAGUGCGGUGAUAUGUUUAGUCGUAAACAUCAUCUUGUGAUCCAUGUCAGAACACACACUGGGGAAAAACCGUACUGUUGUGGCAAAUGUGGGGCCGCAUUCUCACGCUCGCACCAUCUCGGACGCCACAUGAAGACACACGAAACUAAACAGGGACUGGAUGGAUCGGAAAACACGGUUGACCAAUACCAGUGUACUAAAUGUCCUGCAAAAUUUGCCCAUCCAAACAGCCUAAGUCGCCAUGUCAAGAACCAUAACUCUCCAAAUUUUGAAUCCAGGUUAAUGCCCCCCGCCUCAAGUAGCACAGUUUAUACAUCUGAGGCCGCAACUCCAUUAACUCAUAUCAGCCAUCGUCCAUUGCCAUCAUCAACUACCGUAGCAUAUCCCAUUUCAUCAACAUAUGCGCUUCCUUAUCCAAGUCUGACCGCAGUUCAAACUCCAUUGUAUGUAGCGGAUUCCACAAACCAGAUAAAAACUGAAUCAUCUGUAUUUUACACGUUAGACAGCAUUCCAGUCCCAAGAACAGACGUCGUUAUACCCCCUUCCUCGGGGUUGACGCCAAUGAGUUCGGUUCUUGCGUCUUUAACAAUGGAUCAUUCCACAGUUGUCAAAGAAGAGAUUAGUGAUGUUAAUGAAUAAGGCAUCAAUGUCUGACUGAGAUACAGGGCAUUAUUCAAUUAUAUAUAUUUUUUUCGUAAUAGUGUUAUUUAAUAUUAACUAAAGAAAAAUAAUAUUAAAUUCAAGAGCUAGGUUUAAUACCUUUAUUUUUAUAUUUAAAUGUUGUUAAUAAUACUAGUUUGUAUAUAUAUCAUAAAGCAUUAAUAAAUAUUGUUCAAUAUUGUAAAUAUAAUCAUUUACUUACGGUUUGAAUGUAUGCAAUGAAUGUAUAAUAUUUAAAUGUGCAAAAUAAGGAAUAUUUAUGCAUUUAGGAUUAUUUUAAUACAUUAUUUUGUGUUUAAGGUUAAUACAUUUUUAUAUGUUUGUAUGUGAAGUAUAAUUAUGUUCUGCAUAUGUAUCAUGCUUUGUUUUUUUUUUUAAUUGAAUACAACUUUUUUUCUAUGCAAUUUUAUUCAAGAUAGGAUAUUUAUACUGUGUAGAAAUUAUCAGCUGUUUUGCUUGUUAAGUUUGAGGUUUCUUUGUAAAUAACAGUUUACUUCUCAUUUCUUAAUACAGGUCUCCCUUUUAAUUAAAGACCACUUUUGGGACCGGGGUUAUCAUGGCCUUUAGCAGCCUUGGUCUCUGAUUAGAAUUAUAAAAACAAAAGACAUUUGUUAAUUUGGGACCACAGAAAAGUGGUCUUUAAUUGGAGGUGGUCUUUAAUUAGAGGGGUCUUUCAAUAGAGGGAGACCUGUAAUUUCUAUGGUUGUUGGUUGAGAAAACCUUUACAAGUUCCUUGAUUCAAAACAUGUAAAUAAUGUGUUGAUUUGCAAGUCUUAGCAAUUCUGGACUCUUGAAAAUUGCCAAAGAUUGGAAUAUGUAAACCCUAUCCUAUAAUUAAUAAGUAAGAUAGUUUGAUUAGUAGGUUGUCUGCAAUAAGUAAGCCAAGAAAUGUUUUAUUUUUGUAUACAUAUUAAUAUAUACACUUAAUACUGUACUUGUUUUAGCUGCAUCCCAUUUAACAGAUUUUUUAUGCUAAUUAUUUAUGAAGAACUAUGCAUUGCAUUGGUCAUAAAGAUCAUUGCUUUUUUACAAUAUCAAGUGCCCUUAAUCAAUUAAGAAAUAUUUGUUAUACUACCUUUUUAGAAAAUCAUUUAUUUUGAAAGUUUCAUCGUUUUGGUAUCUGUGAGUUAACGUUUACAGCUAUCUGGCUGCUUGUACAUUUUAUACCGUCAUAUAUACAGUAUAUAUAAAUACAUUUUCCUUUGAGAAAAUUUCCAACUGACUCAUAAAAUAUUUCUACCUAAUGGCAAUUAUAAGUGGUUUCUGGGGAAUUACAAUAUGAACCAUCAGUAAAUUUAAACACAUAACAGAAAAUGACUUAUAAUUAAAAUAAUGAGUGAUGCUAAAUGAACACUUAUUUAAAGUUUUGAAUAACUAGAUCUUCAUGCAGUACAGUAUUAUUAAAUUUGCUUUGUUAAAGAAAUUCUAUUUUUUAACCAAAAUAACAGUGACAAUAACUUUAAGCAGUUGUUUUUGUACCAUGACAAAGCCUGUCUUAUUGAGUUAUAUCUCUAUGGUGAAUAGUCCAACAAACUGUUUGUUUUGUUACCUCAUUUAAUACCCAGCUUUCACAUAGGCCUGUUAUGAACUAUGGGUAUUUUUCCAUCAAUAUAUUUACACACUUGUACCAGGAAAUGCUCACGCCUAAAUCUUUAAAAUACAUAAUUAUGUGUUUGUUUUAUCGAGUGUUUCUCUUUAUCAUUAUUUGUUUCCAUAAAUAGUUUAAACAAUAACAGGGAUUUUUUUUCAUUGUAUUGUUUUCUAUCUUUUAUCACCUGUUUGUAUCCCUAAUCACAUUUGCUUUUUGUAUCUCUAGGCCUAUACCCUACUAUCAUUGUAUAGUUAUUUACUAAUAGGUAUAUUUUCGUUACUAUAAGACAGAUUGCCGUAUCUUUUCUCCAUCUAUGCAAUCCCUAAUCAUAUUUGCUUUUUGUAUCUGUAGACCUAUACCCUUCUAUAGUUAAUUACUGAUAGUAUAUUUUCGUUAUUAUAAGACAGAUUGCCAUAUCUGUUCUUCAUCUAUGCAUUUUUUGUGAUUUUUUUUUAAAGAAAGAUUAUUGUUUAAGAUUGUCACGUGUACUGGUUUGAUAUAUUAUUGUUGUGCAAUUUCCAAAAAGGCAAAGAAUAUAUAUAUAUUAAACACAGAAAUUUGAAA
Anneissia japonica is the source of this 4321-nucleotide messenger RNA. RefSeq names its product early growth response protein 1-A-like. The record is from RefSeq and is a predicted model, not a curated record. Gene Ontology annotation, biological process: regulation of transcription by RNA polymerase II. NCBI's taxonomy places the organism in Eukaryota, Metazoa, Echinodermata, Crinoidea, Comatulida, Comatulidae. Gene Ontology annotation, molecular function: RNA polymerase II cis-regulatory region sequence-specific DNA binding; DNA-binding transcription factor activity, RNA polymerase II-specific.